Molecule: messenger RNA, 1944 nt
Organism: Hordeum vulgare subsp. vulgare (domesticated barley)
Lineage: Eukaryota; Viridiplantae; Streptophyta; Magnoliopsida; Poales; Poaceae
Product: chaperone protein ClpB1-like
Exons: 6
Coding region: 1-1944 (647 amino acids)
Biological process (GO): cellular response to heat
Cellular component (GO): cytoplasm
Molecular function (GO): ATP hydrolysis activity; ATP binding
Source: RefSeq, a predicted model, not a curated record
AUGUCGUGGUGUUCCCCGGAUAGCAUGCUCUUGGUCGGAGCAUCGGCCGUUGCUACUGCUGCUCUAGGCUGGGCAACGUGGACGUUGCUCGACGAGUUCACGUACGACAAACGCCAUUGGGGCACCAACUACAACGAACGCGCGGGCAUCAAGCCCUUGGACGCCACCGGCAGCCUCAGGACCUUGGACGCCGCCACGACUGAUCCCGUCAUUGGCCGCCAAGACGAGAUCGACCGCGUCGUCUGCAUCCUCUGCCGGCGCACCAAGAAUUGCGCCGCGCUCGUCGGCGCCGCGGGGGUCGGCAAGACGGCCAUUGUUGAGGGCCUCGCGCAGCGCAUCGCCGCCGGCAACGUCCCCGACACGCUUGUCGGUGCACGCAUCGUGGAGGUCGACAUGGGAGCGAUGGUGGCCGGGACGCACUGGCGCGGCAUGUUUGAGCAGCGCAUCAAAGACGCUAUCAAGGAGGCAGAGGAGUCGGAAGGCAAGGUCAUCUUGUUCAUCGACGAGAUGCACAUGAUUGUCGGUGCCGGCGAUGAUAAAGAAGGCCCUGUGGACGCCGCCAACAUCCUCAAGCCGGCGUUGGCACGCGGCCGCAUCCGUUGCAUCGGCGCCACGACCUCCGAAGAGUAUCAAAACUACAUCCACAAGGAUGCCGCGCUCGAGCGGCGGUUUCAAAAGGUUGUCGUGGAGGAGCCAAGCGUGCAUGCGACCAUUGCCAUCCUGCAGGGGCUGAAGCACAGGUACCAAGAGCACCAUGGUGUGAAAAUCCAGGACGAUGCUCUUGUAGCCGCUGCGCAUCUCGCUGCCCGCUACAUUACAGGCCGCAAAUUCCCUGAUAAAGCAAUUGAUCUUAUGGAUGAGGCAUGCGCUACAACAAAGAUGCACGCCGACAAACAAACGACAGUGGAAAUUGUUGUUGGCCCUGGACAUGUGGCACGGGUUGUGAGCCGAUGGACUAAAAUUCCUCUCGCUACACUUGAUCAAGAGGAGAAGCAAAAGUUGACCAACCUAGCGAAAAAACUGCAUGAGCGUGUUGUUGGCCAGGAUAAAGCCGUUAAUUUGGUUGCACAAGCAAUCCUACGUUCUAGGGUAGGCUUUGGUCCAAUUGGACAACCGAUAAGUUCAUUCCUCUUUUUGGGCCCGAUUGGUGUUGGAAAGACGGAACUUGCUAAAGCCCUCGCCGAGAAGAUAUUUGACAACGAGAAGGCGUUGAUUCACUUUGAUAUGUCGGAAUAUACUUUUAGUGGAUCUGUUUCGCGUCUCCUCGGAGGACCUCCAAGCUAUGAAGAACACAGACAACUCACCGAGAAAGUCAAGAGGCUCCCAUAUAGUGUUCUUCUUUUCGACCAAGUGGAUAAAGCAAAUGCAUCGGUAUUCAAGGUUUUUCACCAGUUGCUCGACGAUGGCAUGUUGACCGAUGACAAAGGGCAAGCUGUAGAUUUCAAGAACACAAUCAUCAUUAUGACCUCAAAUAUAGGAGCAGAGAACCUACCAUCGAGAAUCACCGACGAAAAUACAAUCAAAUCUGAAAGAGAUCUUGUCAUGAAACAGGUUAAGAAGUACGUCAAGCCUGAACUUAUCAAUAGACUAAGUGAGGUUGUGAUGUUCGAGCCACUUUCACACAGUGAUUUGAGGGAGAUUGUAAAAAUCCAAAUGAAUAAUAUCACUGCGACAGUAGCUAACAAGGGUAUCUCUCUACUUGCAACUGAUGCGGCCAUAGACGUGAUUUUGUCAGAAUCAUCACUUAACCCAGUACACGGCGCAAGGCCCAUAAGAAGGUGGGUGCAGAAUCACGUGACCUCAAUUCUCUCGGACAUGCUGGUCAACGGAGAAGCCUGUGCGGGCUCGACGAUCUCCAUCGAUGCGGCGGAAGACAAGAAGGGGCUGACGUACCAAGUCCUAAAGAAGCAGCGGGAGGUGGAGAUGAUUUCCGCCAUGUGCUAA